UGCAAGCCAGCAAGUGUUGAUUUUUUCAAAAAAAUUUAACUUCAGUUGGCCAACGACCGCAUUAGGAUACAAAUUCUUUUGGCUCCGUCUUGUCAAAAUCAGUUUUCGUAUUGUUAAGCAGAAUAGUAUAAUUGAAUUUCAAACGUUCAACCAACAACAUUCAGUCACAGACAUAAUUAUGAUGGAAGUUAUUCUGAGUAUGUCUGCCAUCCUCCUUGUUAUUCAAACCAAUGCGGUCUUGGGCGAGGUGUUUACGGCCUUGUCAGAUAUGGAGGGUCUCGUAACCACAGAGUUGGAACUAGUCAGGCACCUCGAUAAUUACAUCCAAGAAGAAGAGAUCAGACUGAAGCAAUUGAAAAGAUUUCUUGAAGAGUACGAAAGCAUGUAUCAAGAAGCCAGUGAAGAUGUUUCGCAAUACUUGUCUAACCCCGUCAACGCUUAUCUACUAGUCAAGCGCCUCACCUCUGAUUGGAAGCAGGUAGAAGAGAUCAUGACCCAGAACGUUGGCUCCAUUUUCGUCAAAAACAUUACUCGAUACCGUUCGGCGUUGCGGUUCCCAUCUGAUGAAGACUUGACUGGAGCAGCUGUUGCGCUUAUGAGGCUCCAAGACACUUACGAGCUGGAUACCCACGCUUUAGCCGAGGGGAAAUUGUUGGGGAAAAAGUAUUCCCGCCAGCUUACCGCUGGAGAUUGUUGGGAACUGGGACGUCAAUCGUACAACAACGGCGACCACUACCACACUGUUUUGUGGAUGGGAGAGGCUUUGAACAAGUUGGAAGAGGAAUCGAACAAAACUGCUACCCGCCAAGAAAUUCUGGAAUACUUGGCGUUUUCUACCUAUAAACAAGGUAAUGUAAAGGAAGCUCUGCAAUUGACUGACGAGCUGCUCAAGAUUGUUCCGUUUCACCAGCGAGGACUUAGUAACAUCCAGUACUAUCGAGAAAUUCUUCAUCAGCAAGGUGAAAUGCAAUUCCAGCAGCAGCAUGAAACAGUCGGCGCAAAUAGCACGAUCGAACCAUUUAAUACCAGUAAACUGAAAUUGACCAAGCCCUCGGGAACAGCUGGUAUACCCGCUGAGCAGUGGAAUAAAUACGAAAGGCUUUGCAGAGGUGAAAAGUUGAUGGAUCCCAAAAUUGAAGCCCGACUCCGGUGCCGCUACGUGACCAAUAACGUGCCCUACUUCUUCAUUCAGCCGAUCAAAAUGGAGUUGGCUUCUCUCAAACCGCGACUCGUCAUUUAUCACAAUGUUGUCACGGACGAAGAGAUUGAAACUGCCAAAAAACUGGCUCAAUCCAGGUUACGACGAAGCACUGUUCAGAAUAGCUUGACUGGUGCCAGUGAACCGACUAAAUAUCGCAUCGCCAAAGCGGCUUUCUUGCAAAACAGUGAACACGAUCAUAUUGUCAAGAUGACGCGUCGAAUUGGUGAUGUAACCGGACUUGAUAUGGCCACAGCCGAAGAGCUCCAAGUUUGCAAUUACGGCAUCGGCGGGCAUUAUGAACCCCAUUACGAUCACGCUCGGAAGGGCGAAGUCCAGAAAGAUUUUGGGUGGGGCAAUCGUAUUGCCACUUGGAUGUUUUACAUGAGUGACGUCGAGGCUGGAGGUGCGACAGUAUUCCCCCAAAUUAAUUUAGCCCUGUGGCCGCAGAAAGGAAGUGCGGCAUUUUGGUUCAAUUUGCACCCGAAUGGUGAGGGUGACGACCUGACCCAACACGCCGCCUGCCCAGUCCUUACUGGAUCCAAAUGGGUGUCCAACAAAUGGAUUCAUGAGCGAAAUCAAGAAUUCCGUCGCCCUUGUGGCUUGACAUUCGACGCCGAAAUGUAACGCGCUCACACCGUCAUUAUAAUUAUUCUAAUGCAUUCCGCAUCGGAGAUGAAGUGCACUCUUGUUGAUUAUACUCGUUUGCUCUAUAUCCUGUUAUUUAUUCGAUUCAAGUCAUCAUCGUCAGCAUCACUGUGAAAUCUAGUUUAGCUGCGUUUUGCCAACAAAAUCUUUAAUCACUCAUCCGCGUGACUCACGCGGGAAAAUUGAUCUGUAUCUUGUUAAAUUUAUCUAUUUGUUCUCGACCUUAUCAAUGAAAUACAAAUGAAUGCGUCUCUUUACCCCUAUAA
Molecule: messenger RNA, 2112 nt
Organism: Daphnia pulex (common water flea)
Lineage: Eukaryota; Metazoa; Arthropoda; Branchiopoda; Diplostraca; Daphniidae
Product: prolyl 4-hydroxylase subunit alpha-1-like
Exons: 13
Coding region: 179-1825 (548 amino acids)
Biological process (GO): peptidyl-proline hydroxylation to 4-hydroxy-L-proline
Cellular component (GO): endoplasmic reticulum
Molecular function (GO): protein binding; L-ascorbic acid binding; iron ion binding
Source: RefSeq, a predicted model, not a curated record